CGUUGUGGUUGUUGUUAGCGUAGCCUAGCAUGUGUCGUUAGUAACAGAGAUCGAUACAGCGUCGGUUAUUAAUCAAUGAAACCGUUCGACUCAGACGAGGAGGAAGCGGAGCAGCUGGAUGUUUACCAGAGGGAGCUGAGGCAGCGGGCCAACCAGAGCAUACAGCAGCUGAGCAGUACUCUGGAGCAGCUGAGCCCCGAUGGAGAAGAGGCGGAGGAGCUCAGAGGAAGUGAUGGCAGCCUCCUCACCGCCAUGGCCGAGGAGGAAAGGGCUGCAUGGAGCCAAAAGACACAGAGCGAAGCAGUUAAUCAGCUGAAGAGCCUUCUGCUGAAGCAGUGCAGAGAGAUUCCCUCCGCUCUCUCUCCUUCAAAGAAACAGUCUCCAUCCAAGAGACUACGGGAGGAGGGAAGGUCCAGUUUGCCUGCUUUUCACGAUUUGGUGCCAAUGAUUCACAACCAGUCAGAGUACAUCCAACACCUGGAAGCUGAGGUCAAAUUCUGCAAGGAAGAGCUGCAGGGGAUGAAGCAGCGGAUCAGAGUGGUGGUGGUGGAGAAUGAGAAGUUGCAGUCGGACCUUAAAUCCAAAGCUGUGAAUGAAUCUCUGAAAGACUACACAUUUCAAAACUCCACGGUAAAUGAGAGUAUAGCAGCAAAUAGCCACAAGGGCUCCAAUACAAGCUACAGUGUGCUGCAGAAAGCAGAACACACUACAUGGAAAAAUGAGCUGGAACAAUUGAAAGGGAUCUACCAGGCUCAGAUUGAAAGCUUGGAGGCUCAGGUCAUCUCCCUCAGGAAGGAUCUGUCAGUCAGCCAGAAGGAGUGUGAGGAGGUGAAGGUUCGCCUGAGACACCGGGAAAAACAGGCUGCAGAUGCACUGAGGGCUGAUGGAUCUCCCCGUGUAGCGGGAUUGUGUCUGAAGUGUGCACAGCACGAGGCUGUAUUGGCUGGGACUCACACAAAUCUGCAUGUCCAGGCUAUUGACAGGCUCACAAAGGAGCGUGAUGAGUUAGUGGUGGCUCUGCGUGCCGUGCGGGUUAGUCAGCAGGAGGCUCAACAGAGGGAGUGGUCUGCCUGUCUCCAGGUCAAACAGGCUGUGGAGAUGGCAGAAGAAGCAAAUCUGUACAAAGCUAGGGUGGAGGUUCAGUGCGAGCAGUUGUCCAGGGAGCUGGCUCGACACAGGGAACAGUUAGAACGAGAGGCACAGGCCCUGCAGGAGAGACUGGCUGAGGCCAGAGAGGAGGGCCGUGCUGAGGCCCGCAAACAGAAAGAGGAGCUGGCACAUACAGUGUCCAGCCUCUCCCAGCGUGUUGCUGAGCUUGAAGGGCAGCUAGACCGAGCUCACAGAGACAAGAGCUCACUGACCAGUCAGCUUGAAGAUACUCUUUGCAAACUUACCAGUCAGGAACAAGACAAUACCAAGGUGUGUGUGGAUCUGAGAUAUCAGCUCAGCCAGGCCCAACUGAAGAGAGAGGAGGCAGAGAGAGAACUCCGAGAGCUCAGCAACAAGACAAGCAGACAGAUGGAAAAGGCUGCGCAGGAAGUGGAAAGGCUGAGCUCAGAGCUGGUUGGCUGUCGGCAGCGUCUGGAGGCGGUCCAAAAGGACGGGAGCCAAUGGCAGGCCGAAGCCCUGAGCCUAGCAGAACAGCUGGCAAAUGCCCAGCGCCAACUGCACCUCACCAGACAGGACAGAGAUGGUGCAGAACGGGCUCAUGAGGAGGAAAUGGCGUCUGUGACCCUCUCAGCACGGGAGAGGGAGAGAGAGCUGGCUGUGUUGCUGGAGCAAACAGAGGCUCAACACCAGCAGAGAGUUGGAGAGUUGGAUGGUCUGCUGAGUUCCCAGAAUUCCCUGAUCAGGAAGCUAAAGGACGAAUGUUGCGUGCUGGGAGUCAAACUGGAAGAGCUGACAGAAAACAGCAGAAGUGAGAUGGAGCAGCUGGCCCUGGAGAAGCAACAUCUAGAAGAGACAGUAAAGAGUCUGAGAGCUCGCUGCUCCGACAUGGAGGAACAGUGUGUCCAGCAUGGCCGCAUGCACCAGCGCAUGAAGGACAGACUGCAGCAGUUGGACCGUCACUGUCAGAGCAGCGCCCAGCAGGUGUGUGAGCUGCUGGCCAAACAGAACCAGCUGAUGCAGGAAAGAAACACACUCACCGAGGAGAUGCAGACCCUACACAUAGAGCUCCCGAACGCCAGACGAGUCGAUGCUCUGUCCACAUGAGUCUGUCCUGCCUGUUUCCUCCUCUGGUCUGUUUGGAUUCAGAGUUAUCUCCUGUCGACGAAAACACAUCAAACUGUUAUUUAUGCUUUUUUACCCAAAGUGCAGGGAAUCAGGUGUCCUCCUGUUUUGUUAUCAGGUUUCCAGCCUAUAUUUUACAUUUGGCAAUAGACUGUUACUGCAAUAUAUUAAGUGGUUAGAGGUACUUUUUUACACAUUUAAUAAGCAAAAUCACUGGUGCACUAAUAUGAGCUUUUGGAAUUCCCUAAAUCAUAAUUUUAAUACAAAUUUUCUACAUUUUCUUUUUUUCCCCUUUUCUUUUAUUCGAAAUAAAUAAAACGUUUUACAUUUUGUAUGGGAAAAAGUCUAAACUCAUUUCUUUUUUAGCCACAAAGGAAACAAGUCGACACCAUUGCAGCAGAUUGACAUAGUGCUUUAUUGAAGCUGUCUGUAAGAAGGAAAAUAAUGUGCAUCCCUAUCAUAUACAUUUUAUGUGUAAAAAUACUAAGGAUGUACAGUGUAAAAAACAGCUUCAUGUUGAUGGUAAUUUGUUGUUUUCACAUCCUCGCGGCCUCACUGGCCAGCAGGACUGUAUCCUAACAGCAUGAGGGACAGAAAAGGCUGUUUGAUCGAUCUGCUGAGUUUUCCCAACACUGUCUCAGAGUCAACAUCCUCUCUGCUCCACUGACAUGUUGUAGAGCAGAGCUGACUUCAGUGCUACAGUGCUUCAGGGAAACGUGGCCCACUCUGCGAACAGCUGGCAGCUGUCCAGAAAUGUCUCACACAACUGUAAAGCUACAGUAGAUGAACAUGGACAUGAAAUUAAAACUCAGUUACACUUUGUAAUAUUUGUACAUGUUUGCCGUUUUUUGUUUGCUGUUUAUAAAUAAAUGCAUCUCAUGCUUGUUCAUGUUAAUAAUCAUGAUGAUAGACUAGUACCAGAGAGAGGGGAGGGAGGGGGAAUGCUAUCGCAGACAUGAGGUCAAAUACUUUCAGAAAUCCUUCCAAACACUGGAGCCGUUUACUUGUUAUCUGCAUUAAACGCCGGGCUGAGGGCGGCUUGUGAUUUCUGGCUGACGCCGUCCGUUCAUUAACAACGGGUGAGAUCAAUACAGAGCAGCUGAGGUCUUUGAAAGGAUUUUACAUAUUCAAAUACUAUUGGAGUCAGAUCUGAUGUGUGAUAGAUGUACAGUAGAAACAGCAGCAGCUUUAAGAGUGAACGCUGUCAGUGCAGCGUCAGAUAUCUCACAUACUGUCGAUUCACACCAGUCUAGGGCUCCGGUAAAGCUGUGAGGAGGCUUAAACUGAGCUUCAGCACCCCGUUUAAGAACCUCUGUUUGGUGAAACUAUUGAGACAAAAGUUACGGACAUGUCCCCUCGACUGAUUCAUAGUCUUUAAGGGAAAACCCACGUUGAUGAAGAGGAUAACUUAGCUCCACCUUCUCCACUUGCAGUAUUUUUUUUAUGAUCUCUGACCUUUUAGCAUCAGCUUCUGGCAUUGUUGCUGCCAGUAAGUGAACUUGAAUCUGUAGAACAAGUUGUUGAACAAGGAGAGUUGGAGGCUCACCGGGGUGAAAACUUUUCAAAACGAGAGUAGGAGGAGUCAGUGGAGUAGCAACGAUUGCUCAGUGGGUUUUUCCAAACAUUUUAGUUUCUGAAGACUGACCAAUUCACUGACAUCCACUGAGCUCCACAGCCCGCUCUGCAGUGGCAGCGCUGACUCGUCUCUGGCAUGUGGGACACAAUCACCCGGGUCUUGCCAACUCUAGAGAGCAACAUCAAAGCUAUCGGUCGUAUGUGGAGGGGAGAUGUGCUUUUAAAAUCCUCAGUUUCUUAAAAACAUUAGAGAAAGAAAAAAAAAAAGCUAAAAAUCUUCCUUUAAAGCAGGGCUGAAUCAGAUUCCUCUGAAUCAUAUAAAAAGUGAUGGAUGUGAAAGUGCUGUGGCCAAAGCUACAAAGCGGUAUUUUAUGAACUCUGGUUUCUAAUGAUUUUGGCGGUAAGCGUGCACAUACAGCUAGAACUCCUCAGUCACUCGCAGACCUGGGUCAAAUCAAAGCUGAAAUCCUUCCAAAUACUUGGGAGCGUUUGCUUGAGCCUGUCGAGGGUGCCAGCUGGGUGGGAUUCGCCUGCUUCAGCUGUGCCAGACAGGCUCAAUCGAUCACAGAGAAGUAUUUUUCAUAAGAGUUCAGAGUGCCACUUUGACUCGGGACUGGUAGUGCGGAACGAGGAGGACUACAGCAUGCAGGCCAGCGCCAUCCUUUUAUACUUUCUGCCAUAAAGCGCCUUUGCUAGCUAAUAGCAAUUUAAUGGAUGUGCAAGAGUAAAGCAUAUGGACUUAAGAGCAGCGGAAAAACAGGUAAUGUGUCGUAUAAGAGAUAUCUGUAAAGAAAAGAAAAAAAAAAAAGGAGGCAUUUAUUUUUAGAACAAAGUCUGAAGACUUAAACUGCAGAGUGAAACACGACUACACCCCCUUACUGCUAAACUCCAAAACAAAAUGACAUCAAAUAAAUUAAAUAGAAAAGAAAUUCAAGUUAUCCAUCAAUGAUAAUAAUAAAAACAUUCAAAUAAAUAUAUUGGAAUACAAUUCCCUAUGCCUAAUAAGAGCACAUCCCCUGGUACUCUCUUUUUAAUCCGUCAUUCAGAUAUUGAAGGGGAAGUCUUCCACGUUUCCUUUUUUUUU
Molecule: messenger RNA, 4891 nt
Organism: Morone saxatilis (striped sea-bass)
Lineage: Eukaryota; Metazoa; Chordata; Actinopteri; Moronidae
Gene: sdccag8
Product: SHH signaling and ciliogenesis regulator sdccag8
Biological process (GO): centrosome cycle; establishment of cell polarity; neuron migration
Cellular component (GO): centrosome; centriole
Source: RefSeq, a predicted model, not a curated record